Molecule: messenger RNA, 993 nt
Organism: Endocarpon pusillum Z07020
Lineage: Eukaryota; Fungi; Ascomycota; Eurotiomycetes; Verrucariales; Verrucariaceae
Exons: 3
Coding region: 1-993 (330 amino acids)
Source: RefSeq, a predicted model, not a curated record
AUGAAACCGUCAGCAUGCUUCUUCCUCGCUGCAUCCUUACUCCUACCCUCCCUCUCAACCGCCCUCACCUUCGAAUGUAGUCAUAUCCGCGUCAAGGGGAAGAAGUACAACUUUGAAAAGAUUGGAGGACCGCAUACAGUCUCGGUGAUAGAGCAUUCUCCUCCAUCAAUACACAACACCACAUGGGCCGUUGAUCUCUGCGGCACAUUGAAGAAGGACAAAGAGGUCCCAGCCGGUGAUCAAUGUCCUAGUGGAAGCUAUGUAUGCGGGGUGAAAACAACAUUCAAUCGCAAUGAUGACGACAAGCCGCACGUCGACGAAGUUAUUCCGAUAGCGGGAAGCUUUGCAACGAGCACAGGCACGAAUUUGGAUCCGAUAAUCGAGAGGCUUGAGGAUAUUUCCGGUUCGGAUAUGACAGGCCUGAGACUAGAACUACAUGGGGGAACGUACAUGAAACAGAAGCAAGUGGCCAUCAUUGAUUUGCAGUGUGACCCCGAAAGGACCGGCAAUGAGAAGAGCCCGGUCAAGAAGAAGAAGGGAAAGGAUGACGAGGACGACAAAGUGCGCAACGCGGAAUCGGACGAGGGGAACGAUUCAGCAGAUGACGACGAUGACGACGAUGACGACAACAACAGCCUUCGGUUCGUCAGCUACAAAAAGGAGGAAGACCACCAGGUCCUGCGGCUGGACUGGCGAACAAAAUACGCAUGCACAACAUAUGAAGAAGACGACGACUCCGGAAGCGGCAAAGAGGGUACAAGCAAGCAUUGGGGUUUCUUCACCUGGUUUAUCGUCCUCCUCUUCCUCGGCAUCGCCGCCUACCUGAUCUUCGGAUCCUGGCUCAACUACAACCGCUAUGGCGCACGGGGUUGGGAUCUCCUUCCCCACGGCGACACAAUCAGGGAUAUUCCGUACCUGUUCAAAGACUGGUCGAGAAAAGUGGUUAGUACCGUGUCCGGAGGGGGCAGUAGAGGAGGGUAUAGUGCUGUAUAG